Messenger RNA from Penaeus indicus, 4674 nucleotides. Its product is annotated as RAB11-binding protein RELCH-like. The record is from RefSeq and is a predicted model, not a curated record. Gene Ontology annotation, biological process: intracellular cholesterol transport. Gene Ontology annotation, cellular component: trans-Golgi network; recycling endosome. Gene Ontology annotation, molecular function: protein binding. Lineage: Eukaryota; Metazoa; Arthropoda; Malacostraca; Decapoda; Penaeidae. The transcript has 17 exons. The coding region runs from base 1 to 4431 and encodes 1476 amino acids.
AUGAGGAAAUACAACAUCAAUGCCAACCUCAUCAGAGUCAUUGAACAUCUUUAUGACCAUGCCACAAGUGCAUGGAUGACACGCAAAAUCGUGAAGCGUUCCACAUACGCAUUAGAAGACCACGAAGGAUCAGUCAGCAUUGGUGGCAGAACUAUCAAAAACCUGCGCUUUGCUGAUGACAUUGACGGCUUGGUGGGCAGAGUGGAUGAACUAAACAACCUUGUGGAGCGCCUUGACAAAACACCACAGGCCUAUGACUGUGAUUGUCGACCAGUCUCUAGCCGACUCAUUACCAUUCGGCUAAAAGCAUCAUCUUUCAAUACCACCAUUAUCGAAGUCUGUGCCCUAACAACGGAUUAUGAUGACAAUGAAGACUUAUAUGAACACGUGCAAAAAGUCCUAGACCAGACACCCAAGAAAGAUAUGGUAGCGCAGGGCGACUCGAGUGCAAAGUUAGGAGAGGAUAAAUGCAAGAAAUGGAAGGGGACAUGUGGCCAAUACUGCAACCUUGAGACCAGCGAAAGAGAAAGAACUAACGAUAUCCUUGUCAAAUACCGACCCACAAAGAAGCCCUGGAUGACAGAUGACAUUCUAAAGUUGUGCAACAAACGUAGAGAACUGAAACAAAAGAAGAAUGCAGCUGAUGGUGCAGGUAAUGAUAUAGUAUCCAACGGAUAUGCUUGCUAUCCAAAAGUGUUAGAGAUUGUGCUGUUUUCGUAUAAUCAACUCUUUAGUCACUUUCUAAAGCAUGGCGAUGGCAUUAUGAAAGAAAAGACUAUAAGCUUACAAGUCGGGCUGUGCCAACUAAACACAAAUAUUGAAGAUUAUUAUAAAAACAUACAAGUAUAUCAGCAACUCCUCACCACAUGUCCCAACCGAGGGUCAGCAAGAUCAUCAAGCCAGACAACUCUUGACUCACUGGAUUGGGGUCACCUGAGUGAGGAUGGAGAAAGAGCAGUGGAUGAGCGUGUAGCAGUUUUGGAAUUUGAACUUCGCAAAGCCCGUGAAACUAUUCAGGGACUUCGAACCAACUUAACCCAAGCAACAGAAUCAAAACCUUCUUCAAUUGAGAAACAAGAAGCAGAUAAGACAUCUAUGGUGGCUGCAUUGUCAUCCAUCCGUCCACAUGAAAAAAGAACGCUGAAUUUCUUAAUCAAUGAGUACUUGGUGACAAACUCCUACAAACUUACUGCUAUCACAUUUGCAGAUGAAAAUAAUGACCAGGAUUUUGAGCACUGGGAUGAUGUAGGUUUGAACACAAGCCGACCACCAAACCUGGUACAAAUGUUGCGAGAAGGAGGUCAUUCUAUUGCAAAUCUCACAUCAUGUGCUUGUCAGACAGAUGGGUCAACGGAUAUUUCUCAAGACAUCAGACAAUAUCAGAUUGAAGUUGAAAGGUUGCAGAAAGAACUAGAAGUUACAAAAGAUAUUCUAGCUUCACAAUCAAGGGAACUUAAAAAGCUGCAUAGGAAGACAUCCACUCCAAGUGUAACACCUUUAGGUUCUCCAAGAAAGGAGAGUGCACAAUGUCAGAAUGAGGGCUUUGCUUGUGAUUCAGAUAAAGUUAACCCGCUUGCUGUUGAUAAAGGUGGAAGGGAAUCCCCUGAAGGCACAUCAGACAAUGAAGAAACAUCAGGGGGUGGAGGUUUUGUCAUGAUUUCACCACCAUCUGUUCUACAAGUUGCCCAGACUACUGAAUGCUCAAGUGCUGUUUUAGAAGAGAAUAUUGAGCAAAUUUUUCAUCAAGACCCAGUGAGAAGUGGAUAUGAAGAUCCAUCAGAAUCUAUUGAGGUAUUGAUACAGUCUGGUAGUGAGGAUACACUAGAAAAAAUAAGCGAAAGACUUUCAGAAGCAAUGGAUAUUAAAAUUCAUACUACAGGUGAAGAAUCUUCAGUAACACAUGGAAUUAGCUCACAAGAUAUUCAAACUUCUCCAGAUGAUAUUCCAGAUGUAGUUAGUGUUACUGAAUAUCAAAUAAAUCAGGAAUUACAGUCCAGUUACCAAGACAAUAUUGAAGGCAGUAGUAACAUUUCAAGGAAUACGACAACAGAAGCAUAUUUGAAACAGAUAAAAUGUGAGGCCAAGAAUCUUCUCAGAGCUUCAUCCAGACGAAUUCCUCCAGAUGUGUUUGAGGAGCAGCUGAUCCAGACAAGUCUGGGACACACUAACUACCGAGAAUCUAGGGUGCAAGCAGAGGUGGCUAGGCUUGGUGAGGGUGGCCAGGAAUUGCUAGAAGUUGUUGCAUCUUCGCUUCACAACAUAGCCCCUAAUGUUAUUCUAGCUAAGCGUGAGGAACUGUUACCACUUCUGAUCUGUGGUGUUAGUCUUCACAAGGAUGGCAGGGAAAGGGAGAAGUUACUCCACCUGUUAUUUAACUUGAUUAAGAGACCAAAUGAGGAACAAAGAAAUAUCAUUUUAACUGGUCUUGUAGGUUUAGCUAGGGUUCUAGGCCCCACUAAGCUUGAAGCUGAACUCCUUCCACAGUGCUGGGAGCAGCUGACUCAUAAGUACAUAGAAAGACGAUUAUUAGUAGCCCAGUCAACGGCAGCUUUAGCUCCAUAUACACCACCUUCUUUAAGAAACUCUCUUUUACUGUCUAUGUUGCUACAGUUGCUAGCUCCAGGUGGUGAGAAAGAUGUGAAAGUGAGAGAAGCAGCUCUUCUUAGUUUAUCUCUCCUUGUUACAUACCUUGAUGACUGCAGCAAAUUGUCAGUUCUGGUUGACACACUGCUACACUGCUUGGAGAAUUCAGGGGCUGCUACAGAUGCUUCCCCUCACAUAAGCCUGGAUUCCUCACAGUUUGUAACAAGGCCAUUGCAGAUGUCCUUAUCAGCUAUUGAUAUAUAUCUCUCCUCUCUUGCUGUGUGGGCACUUGAAGAGAACUCUAUAAACCUUCUCUUAGACCCAUUAAUUGUGAAACUUCAGCAACUUGCUUGUCACUUCAAAGAAUCUCAAGAAGCAGAGAAAAACAGACAAGUGAGUCAACAGCCAGUGGUAACUGUGAUUGAAGCCAUUAGAAAGGUAAUUCCAUUCAUUAUGGCAACUUUAAUCAACUCUUUGCCUGUGCCUGAUGAUGUUGGACAUAAUUUUGCACCAAUGCCAUCAAGUUGUAUUGCUUUAGAAGAGUUGUCCAUGAUAUAUGGUUGUAAAGAAAAAGCCUUAUUAGGAUUAAACCAGUAUCAGCAGUACGUUGCAAAAGAGUGGUUCAAGUCAUGGGAGGAACUAGAGUAUAUAACUAAAAUAUUCUUACCUGCUUUAGUUGAAGUGUUAGCCAUUGUGGAAGCCACUGCAGAGUCUGCAGUUCAUGCAUUUAUAAAGUUAUUUACAGAGUUACUUCAAUGUUUAGGCCCUCAAAUUACUUCAUCUUGUGUUAAACCUAUUUUCAUGAGGCAUUUAAGUAUUGAUGACUCUGCACUUGAGGUUGUAAGUCAGGGCAACACAGGCCUUACUAGAUCUCUAGUGGUUGUUUAUUCAGUUGCUGUUCUUGCUCCAAACCAAAGUUCAUCUGAAAAACAAGGUGAACUUGAGAGUUUUUUGGCAAAGCAGAUCAAUAUUUUGGCACUAUGUCGUGCUCAGCUUGAUUCAUUAUACAUUACAAUUGCAACCUUACUACAGCAUAAACGAAAUCAUGAUGCUGUGCUGGGAUCACUCUGGUCUUGUGUUGUUCAUAAAUCUAGCAUGGUCCGAGCAUGUAGUGCAGGUUUGUGGGGAAUAGUUGUUGGAUGUGUUGAAGAUGGUGCACUUGGAUCUCGUGUAGUACCAGCACUUGUUACCUUAGCUACAGACACUGAUGUCAAUGUCAGAGCUUCUGCUGUGCAUCCUUUGGCAACCAUCAUCACAACUACUACAAAUGUUGAGGUACUUGAUAAAAUAUGGCUUCAGCUUGAGACAUUAUGUGAUGAUCCGGCCACCUUUGAAAGCAUCAAUUUCCAGCUAGCUUUGGCUAGAACAUGCUCUGCUUUAGCACACACGGCACAUCCACGUUUAAUACACCAGUUCUUACUUCCUCGCCUGUGCCGUGUGAUAAUGGCUGGAAAGCAAAAUGAAGAAGAUGGUAUUAUUUUUGCUCUGGAGGUUCUAGAUGUCUACUCUGUACUAACUUGCUGCCAAUUGCCAGACCACGUUAUUGCUCACUUUGUACUCCCACCACUUCAUCAGCUCCAAAAAACCUUGGGCUGUUUAACAUUUGAACACAUGGAAACUAUAACUGACUUGAUAAGAGAGUAUGAUUUAAGAGGUCAGUCUUCACAGGGACUAGAAAGACGGAAAUCCAAUUUCUCCCUUGGUGGGACCUUGCCUGUCCAGACAGGAGUGGACGACAUGAAGAAUAAGAUGAGUAAAAUGUUUGCAUCUCGGCCGUCAGCUACUGUGUUGCAAGCAAAAGCACAGUCAAUCAAUGUCAGUCUACCAGGUUUCCUUAAGAAGAAAUAGUGACAGCAUCAUUGGUUGUAGUAUUUGUAUAUUAAAAAAAGAAGAAAAUUAUGAAUUAAUUUAUAUGAAAUAUCAGUUGCCUUAUCUUAGAAAAUAUACUGCAUUUUGAAAUUCUGAAAAAAAAUUUUAUUUCAUAUUGCAGAAUGGACAUUUCAUAUGCUAUAAUAUUUUGUGCAAUAUUUUCUACUCAAUGGGUAAUGAUUCCAUUUUGCCAUUGUGAACAUAUAAAUGUACUUGUUUUCA